Messenger RNA from Labrus bergylta (ballan wrasse), 480 nucleotides. Lineage: Eukaryota; Metazoa; Chordata; Actinopteri; Labriformes; Labridae. The record is from RefSeq and is a predicted model, not a curated record.
AUGGCCUUUUUAAAGCUGCAGCAGCUCUGUGGUCCGGUCCUCUCUGGAGUGUCGUCCCGCGUCCCAGAGAUCAUGGCGGCCGGCACCCACUCCCCUGGAGGGCCCAAUGGCAUAAUCCGGAGUCAGUCCUUUGCAGGUUUCAGCACGCUACAAGAGAGACGCUCUCGGUGUAACUCCUUCAUGGGGAACUCUGCGGUGCAGAAGAAGCCCCAGUCCAAGCCAAAGAAGCCCCACCUGUCGGGACACAAGGGGGGCAGCAGUUCCAGAGACCCACAGCCCAAAAGACUGGAGGAGGUUUACAAUGCACUCAAACAAGGCCUCGAUGAGUAUCUGGAAGUUCAUCAAACAGAGCUGGACAAACUUAUGUCUCUGAUGAAGGACAUGAAGAGGAACUCUCGCCUGGGAGUGCUGUACGAUCUUGACAAGCAAAUCAAAACCAUUGAGAGGUACAUGCGACGUCUGGAGUUUCACAUGAGCAAG